AUGGACUCGCAGCUGUAUGCGCCCUCGCCAAGCGUUGAGAGUUUACAGGAGAUAGCCGAGGCGAUGGGCGCAGCUGGCUUCGAGCACUACACGGAAGGCAAGGCGCUAGUCAAGAGGCUCAUACCUGCGAACAGUCAACCUGAUCUGGACGUCGUUGAGUACCAAGGAGUAAUCGGCCGAGCUGGUGUUGACUUCCCAGCAUACCCAAACAUCCCGGCGACGGGCUUCAACUGCAAAAAUGUGCCUACAGGAUAUUAUGCUGACUUGGAAACUGAUUGUCAGGUAUUCCACAUAUGCGACACAUCUCGUAAGAUCUCGUUCUUAUGUCCCAACGGCACCAUCUUCAGCCAGUCGCACCUAAUAUGUGACUGGUGGUUCAAGGUGGACUGCGCCUCAGCUCCUGCCCUCUAUGAGUCCAGCGCUGAAUACUACUCCAAUGCACAGAAAAAGAGUCAGAAGUCCACACAGAUCUUAAGCAAGAACCAGGAUCUGCAACAACUUGGUGCAGAAACUAAUAUUAGGGCAGAAACUAGGCGCACACCCGUCAACAUACCAAGCACAACCGAACGUUUUCUAAGAAACAGACAGAGACAGACUGAGAUCCCAAAAGCAACAGCAAAAACGUAUCAAACAUUGUUUCCGGACAGCUUCAGUCCUACACAGAGAACAGCUGCUACAGCCGCAUUUGAACAGAGAAGAAAGAAUUUGGUACAACUGAUUAAUACUAACUUUGGUAAUGCUAGAACGUCGACUACUCCCCAGACGUACAAGGACAAUCAAGCAUACAGAAACUCAGCAGCCGCAUCAGACUACCAUAUUAAAGAAAUGCAAGUAGCGGCAGAAACCGCAUCAUUCGCAAAUAACAAUAACAGGCAAUUUCUUCAAGACUUAAACAGUAAAAACUACCGUCCCUACCCAGUUUUCAACCCGACUGUAACAGUUAAACCUAAACCUAAAAACAACCCUAAUUUGACAACGCUCUAUGACAUUCGUGAUAAACAGACAAACAAAGCAACAAAUCCUCUUGAAGCUACCACGACCAAAAGGCCAACCUUACUACCAUACACCAAGAGCGAAUUUACUGUAAGACAGGAACCUUACACUAGGCCCGGUAUAUCUCUUUUGAAAACCUACCUCCAAAAAGAAAAGAAUAAGACAACUUUGGCCUCAACGGAGUCAGCCCAAGUAACCGCACAAAAGAACAAUCAACCUCAAAGAGAUACCAAAAUUCUUACUGAAACUAAAAGCAAUUUCGAGACAGCUACGAAAAUACCUCACACGGCAAGAUUUGACAUUCAUACACAAGCAGAAUCAUCUGAUAGACAUGACAUAUUUUCAACCACUAAACAGGUCAAAUCUACUACAGAAUUAUCAUACAAAGAACGCCGCGAAAGACUCAUGAAGAAACUAAACUUGGAUAAAUAUAUACCAACAGGUACUGAACUUGCAGCUGACAAAAGUAAUGGAGAUCAGACUAACAGGCCAUCUUUAACACCUAAUACGCUGCACAGUUUGGCAAUAUACUAUGCUACUGCUUUAGAUAAUUUAUCCACCACAACGAAUCCAGAGGAAACUGAAACUGCAACACCCGCUUUUGACGAAUAUGAGACUAUGGAAGAAGCACUACCAGCGUUGUUCAGCCGUCAAACUAUCAAUAAAUACAGCAGUCUCUUCCAUAACCAAUCACCUAGCGCAGAACUGCUUGAAGAAAUGAAAGCAGAUCCUAAUGGAACUUACAACGAAUUAGUUGAUGAUCUUGCAGUUCAACAGAGUCAAAACCCCAUUGCCACUUCACCACAAAUACGUGAACUGGCUCAAGUCUUUACACAUGCCUUAUCUGCAUACCUCCAAGACCCGGUGCAAUUCCGAAAGGUUCUUUCGGAUAUUAGACCUACACAUCCAUCUUUUGGUGACCUUUUGAGCACCACUGAAGAAUAUACCAACACUGAACCGACAACCACGGUGAACGAAGAAGACGAUGAAAUAUUAGGAUUCUCCGAUGAAAACAAAGAUGAGCAUGUUUUGACUGCAAGGGAACCAAAGGCCUUAGGUAUCCCCACUGUUUUCCCAGUUACCUAUGAAUCUUCUACUACAGUUAGACCAGUAACUGAACCCGUGUCUGCCGCAUAUAUGUCAUCAACAACACCCAGAAAUCCAUUCAGAUGCUGCGGCAAGAUUUCAGCCUCAUACACUUCGGCCGCUCCUACCUCCUCGACACCAUCAUAUACGAGCACUGCCGCAGCCAACGCCAAUAUAGUUCCUCAUGACUCAGCAUUGACGACAAAGAGUGACUAUUCUCCGAAUAAAUUCGGGGGCUUCCAAAACAAUGCUCUAACCCUCAAUGACAAGCCCUACGGCGAUAAUAGUGCUACAGAAGGCAAACCUUUGAGUGACUAUGUCGAAGCUACAAACUUACCCACUGCUUGGGGCGUUGAUGCUUCUGUGUCAACAGUUGGUGGUUUUGAAAGCAAACGAAUUAGGACGACAACCGCAAUGCCUACUACUACUGCAAUAUACUUCACCGAGACGGAAAGUGUAGAAUCGGAAAAUGAAGAAGAAUUACAAAGAGCUCACAGUCAAUCAUUCAAAGCUCCCGAAAGUAACAGUAUUCGUCAUGGCAAACAGCUCGGUUUUACUUCUGAAGCCCUCAAAAAACCAGCUGAAGACCUUGAAGCUCCAACUUUAGCAGACGAAGCCAUAACUACGAUACAAACAACACAACAGCCAACUACGGAUUCUUUAACUACCACAGCAAUACCUGAUAUUGUUUUUACUUCCCCAGACAGCGAUAAGACAACAAGCCAAUUUACGUGGUCCAGUACUUACGGUACGUGGCAAAGUACGGUCAUUGACCCAAUUACAUUAAACGAGGGCUUAAGCCCAACAGCGCCAGACCUAAAUCAAGGAUUAUCGGAAAACACUUAUGUUCCCAAUACUGCAACAACGCCUAGUGAUUAUUUCGCCACAGAACAGACCGUUUCGCCCACAACUGUUGAAGUGAGCAUACCAGAUAAAAAUAACGUAACUGCGAGGAUUGGAAGACUACUCAAAGAUUCUUCGACUGAACCAGCUCAAGAUCUUACAACAAUCACAGACACUGUGGUGGAAAAGGCUAAAGAAAUCAUGAAUGUCACAACAGCGGAGAAGCUAAUGAAUGUUAUGAAAAAAACCAAAUCAAAGACAGUCAAGAGAUUAAUAUUAUUAUUGAUUCAAACUUGCGAUGAUGAUCACAACUCAACCGCGGAGGCAUCGAAAAAAGCUUUACUUGAAGCUCUAAUGGCUGUCUCUCAGAAAGAUAUGGAAGAUAUGGUUAAAGACCAAGAAAUUACUGAAUCGCCUACAGCAGAAGUUGAUAGGUCUACAACAUUUAGGAGAAUAGAAAGAGUAGAAAGACCACGAGGAGAUAGAAGAGGCAAGAACCUUAACUUUGAUCCAAGCGCUGUUAAUUCUUUAUCUAACACUAAUACUGCGAUUACUGACGGUAUUAAGACAACAAUAGAGGAUAUUGAACCUACAGCAACAACCUUCAAUCCCCAAAGAACUACUCCGACUCGAAGGGGUAUUAAAAGGUUUCAUUCUAAAGCAACAACGGUAGAACCCACAAGUACCAAGACUAGUUUCGUCGAAGUGCCUAAGGCAGAGCAUGUUGAAGACACUCCGAAGGCAGAAGCAAGAGUCUCAGAGUCCAGUGAUUUAAAAACUGCCGCUGACACAAGAGCUUUGGAGUUAUUGAGAUCACUUUACACCAUCGCAGCAAGAUGGGGUUGA
Molecule: messenger RNA, 3768 nt
Organism: Arctia plantaginis
Lineage: Eukaryota; Metazoa; Arthropoda; Insecta; Lepidoptera; Erebidae
Source: the annotation of a GenBank genome assembly